UUUUUGUUUAUCAAAUACAAAUGUUAUUAGAUACUCAGGUCAUUUUGAAAGUCACACUGGGUGCCCUGAGCGCGUGCGUAUUAUUUUCUGCAUUGGUUCUCUUUUUCUACAACUACCGGAUAUACUUUACGCCUUGGCCGCAUAGGCGGAGGUGGCACAGGAGGGAUCUUAGGUGGACCAGUGUUGGCGAGACUCACAAGGUGCCUCCGGUCCACACACUGACUCUCGGAGAAAUAGAAGGCGCGUUGCCUGCCCAGCCAGGGUCCAAGGGAUGCUGUCUGGUGUGUUUGGAGGACAUAAAAGAAGGCGUUUCAGUGCGGGCCCUUGGAUGCGGGCAUUCGUUCCAUAUUCCGUGUAUUGAUCCGUGGCUUACAACCAACGCCAGCUGUCCAGCAUGUAGAAAGAAUAUAAACACAAAAUAAUUAAAUAA
Messenger RNA from Kickxella alabastrina, 430 nucleotides. RefSeq lists its product as uncharacterized. Bases 21 to 422 code for a protein of 133 amino acids. Lineage: Eukaryota; Fungi; Kickxellomycota; Kickxellomycetes; Kickxellales; Kickxellaceae. Gene Ontology annotation, biological process: protein ubiquitination. The transcript has a single exon. The record is from RefSeq and is a predicted model, not a curated record.